AGCCCUGCCGUGCUGCCUCUCCUUCCUCCUGUCAGGUUACCUCUGCACAAUGGAUGCAGUGUGUGCCCGCAGCCUCCACCGCGAGCGUUGCCAUUGCACGGGCAGGCACUUUAUCCUCUCUGAUCUCUCUGCUUCUCCCCCCUUCCCCUGAGGGUUUGUUUUCCAGCAGGCUGAGUUCAAAAAGGGCACGAGAUACAGCUGGCAAACAGCCCGGCACUAAGCAAACCGCUUCAGUCUGAAUUGCAUGGAUUAGACCCAACUUUCAGCUCACAUGCAGAGCUACCUGGAGCUGCUCUGAAAUGCAGCAGUGGAGAUGCUGGCGUGAGUGUCAAGGUGGGGUGAAGUGGCACCCGGAGCCUGUGACAGGUUGGGGACAACUCAUCCAUGGUCACUGCAUGCUGCUGAUGACUCUGGGGGCAUAUUCGGUGCAGACUGCUGGGGCUGUUCGCCUUCAAGGAGACAAUCUGGCCUUUCCAGACAGCAACUUGAGAGCCAGCUGCUGAGGAGUCUGCUGGAGGCACCUUGUCCGCAGCCAGAGGUGAAGCUUGAUGCAUCGUGUCCUUGAGCCACUCUGAAUGGUGGCACCAGAUAGAGUAGCUCAUCCUGAGUGAGAGGCUCUUUGGCAGAGGAUUCACUCCCUGCCCCACCCCUGCUUGUCCUGUCUGACUUUCUGUCUCCCUCCUGCCGUGAGCGAAUUUGGAGGACAGUUGGAGUACCAUCGUGGUGCCUUUUUAUGGUAAAUAAGCUGCAAGGGAGCACUCGCUGCAGGAGGAGCUGCUGAGAGCCCAUGAGAUUGGGAAUGAUUUAAAUUGCUUUGGUUUAUAACGUCCCUUGUGGGGGCAGAAGGUGAAAGGAUGGGUUAAGCAGCAGUUUCUGCCCUGACUACCAGGAAGGAUCUCUGAACAGCUCUGUUCUUGCACUUACUGUUGGUUGGAGUGACAGAGAUUGGUGCUUACUGGAAAUCCUCUGACUGAGGCCAAACGGUUCCUAUGCUCCAAUGACGAGGGAUGCAGGCUCAGCAGUAAUGGCAGGAAAAGAAGCAAACCCGAAAAGCACAUGCUUUGCCAGCUCAUCAGUGGGGGCCAUGCUGAAGUCCAGCUUGCUUGAUUGCCAGCAGUUUGCUCUUGGCUCAGAGCUGCCAGACUGCACCACUUCUGGGGCAGCUGACUCCAGGCAAAGCAUUGCUGUGGGGCUGAGACAGCGCUCCCCAGCACUGGAGCUGGGAUACAGGAUAAGGCAGAAUAGAUUCAAUGUACUGAUGCAUGGUUGUGCCUUUGGAGGUUGGUACCUGGCGGAAGUUGGUGUUCUUCCCAGCCAUAUCUUCCUGCUGCACUCCCACCAGCAGUGAAGGAGCCUGGCAGCAUGAAGUUUGGGGCAUAGAUCCUUCUUAUCCUGGUGUGGAGUGGCCCUUCUGGCCCAGUCUCCCCUGCAUGCACUUUCAGCCUCACUCAGCUCUCAUGCUGUGAUGUCUGUAAUGUGCUUUUGGGUGAGCUCAUCAGCCCUCUGGGAUGGCUGGGGAUAAGUUGUGGCUGGCUCCGAAUGUCUUGUGGGGAUUCAUUUCCAGAGAUUAUUUUGGUCCCUGACACAUGAGCCCUGACGAGAAUGGAAGGCUUCAUGCACUCAUAGCAUCUCUGUGGGGGCACCUUUCAGGAGAGCCUGCAAUUCCUGCCCAAAUGAGGAGGUGGGCAGAGAACUGCAGCAGACCAUGUGGGUGGCUUGUGUGCUUGUCCCCUGCUCCCUUUCAGCCUGCUGGGAACCAAAGGGCUGCACCAGCAGACGGUGGUGGUGUGGUUCCUGUGUUCCCAGAGUGUCAAUGGUGGUCCACUGGAAAGAAAAACCCAAAUCAGCCAAGCUGAAAGGGGGGUUAAGUGAGCCCUCUGACUUGGAGGCAUUUUCUUUCUGUUCCCUAUCAUGGUGCUGCUGCCCUUCCCAGCUUAGCUGAGACUUGGCACCUCUUCUUGGCUUCCCAGGAGGAACAACAUGCCUGGCAAUGUGCGCACAGCCUUGCUGUGAGAUCAUGGCUGCCUCCUGCUUCCAGAUGCCUCUUCCAGAAAGCCAUUUAGAGCCCUGGGCUGCUGCUUGGAUAACUCCCUGCUCUGAUUCAUCAGCAAUGUGCAGUCUCUCCCAUUAUAUCCCAAAUCAGCCUGUGCUAAAGGCUGAGAGCGAGAGGCACUAUCUUUUAAUAACUAUGUGAUGCAGCUGGAAAAAACUUCAGGACUUGUAGUUUGUAGUUCUCUAGUGGCCUGGGUUAAUGGGAUGUUUGGGGGGGUAAACUGGGAUGGCUCUAGGAACUUCAGGCAGCAGUGCUGCUGUAGGGCUAUUCCUGGCUGAGUAAUGGCCACUGUAGGCUCCACCUCAUCCGUCUGGGAUUGCCACACCUGUACAGGGAGUUUGCUCUUGGUGGUGGGAGGAUCCAGCUUGUUUGGCAGACAUGUGCCCAGCUCUCACUGCUCACAAUCACCUCUGCUGAAGGUGCCUUUGGUUGCCCAGCUCACAGCUGUUGGAACUACACAGCUUUGUUCUCGGCAGCUUCUGCUACUUCUUCCAGGUGACAGCAAGGUGCAAAACCCUCAAGCAGAGCUGGGAUGUGCUCUGUGCACCUCAAGAUGGGAAUCCCUGCUUAGAGGGUGGUUCUUACAGCUGCUACUGCGCCCUGCCAGCUUUCUCAGCUAUUGCCACGUACCCCUACAACGCUGAAGCUUCUGAAGGCUCUAGGAUGCUGGGGCCAGCCAGACUAGGCCUGCCCACCUGAUCCUUGGCAUUCGCUUCCGCCAGCCCAUCAUGUUGUGCUCCUGGCGUGUCAAGCUGAAGCUGCUGCUCGCUACCGUCACCCUUGCCGUCCUCCUCUCCUGGCUCUACCUCUUCAUGGGCAGCCUUGAAUACGGCCGCUUUCUCCUGCUGCCGCCGUGCCUGGGCGAGCAGCCGAGUCGGGAUGUGGAGCGGGAGGCCCUGGCCUCGCAGGUGCGCCGGGUGGAGGAGGAAAACCAGCAGCUCCGCAUGCAGCUUGGCCAGGUGCAGGUGGAGGGCAGCGAUGGCAUCCCGCAGUGGGGGGCCUCUGCCGAGGAUGGGCCCCCCCUUGGAGGUGACAGGAACAACCGCACGGCCUGCCCCAAGCAGCGGAUGGUGCACAAGUGUGAGCUCCUGCACGUUGCAAUUGUGUGUGCUGGACACAAUGCCAGCCGGGAUGUGGUCACCCUGGUGAAAUCCAUCCUCUUCCACAGGAAAAACCCCCUCCACUUUCACUUCAUCACGGAUUCGGUGGCCCACCAGAUCCUCCAGACGCUCUUCCAGUCCUGGAUGGUGCCUUCCAUCCACGUCAGUUUCUACAACGCCGAUGAUUUGAAGCCAGAGGUGUCGUGGAUCCCCAACAAGCACUACUCUGGCAUCUACGGGCUGAUGAAGCUGACGCUCACCAAGGCACUGCCCUCCAACCUCUCCAAGGUCAUCGUCUUGGAUACUGACAUCACCUUCGCCACUGACAUUGCUGAGCUCUGGGCUGUCUUCGGGAAGUUCUCUGAAAAGCAGGUGAUUGGGCUGGUGGAGAACCAAAGUGACUGGUAUUUGGGCAACCUCUGGAAGAACCACAAACCAUGGCCAGCACUGGGACGUGGCUUCAACACAGGGGUGAUCCUGCUCUUGCUGGACCGUCUGCGUCGCCUGGGCUGGGAGCAGAUGUGGCGGCUGACGGCAGAGCGGGAGCUCAUGAGCAUGCUUUCCACCUCGCUGGCCGAUCAGGACAUCUUUAAUGCAGUGAUCAAGCAGAACCCAGCCCUGGUGUAUCGGCUCCCAUGCUUCUGGAAUGUGCAGCUCUCCGAUCAUACCCGCUCAGAGCUGUGCUACACCGAGGUCUCAGAUCUCAAGGUAAUCCACUGGAACUCGCCCAAGAAGCUGCGGGUGAAGAACAAGCAUGUGGAGUUCUUCCGCAACCUCUACCUGACCUUCCUGGAGUACGAUGGGAACCUGCUGCGCAGGGAGCUCUUUGGCUGUGCCAGUCUCCCCAGCCCGCCCAGCGACCAGCUGCAGCAGGCACUCGAGGAGCUGGAUGAGGAUGAUCCCUGCUAUGACUUCCGCCGGCAGCACCUCACGCAGCACCGCGUCCACCUGUUCUUCCUGCAGUACGAGUUCCUGGCCCUUCCCAACCCCACCGAUGUCACCCUCGUGGCCCAGCUCUCCAUGGACAGGCUACAGAUGCUGGAGGCCAUCUGCAAACACUGGGCCGGCCCCAUCAGCCUGGCGCUGUACAUGUCAGACGCGGAGGCCCAGCAGUUCCUGCGCUACGCCCAGGCCUCGGAGGUGCUGAGUGCCCGCCGCAAUGUCGCCUACCACAUUGUCUACAAGGAGGGGCAGUUCUACCCUAUCAACCUCCUGCGCAACGUGGCCUUGGCCAACACACAGACGCCGUAUGUCUUUCUGACUGACAUUGACUUCCUGCCGAUGUAUGGCCUCUACGAUUACCUCAGGAACUCCAUCCAGCAGCUGGAGUUGCCUCACAGGAAGGCAGCUCUUAUUGUGCCGGCAUUUGAGACCCUGCACUACCGCCUGACCUUCCCCAAAUCCAAAGCAGAACUGCUCUCCAUGCUGGACAUGGGCUCCCUCUACACCUUCAGGUACCACGUGUGGCCAAAAGGCCAUGCCCCAACUGACUAUGCCAAGUGGCGAACAGCCACCGUACCGUACCGUGUGGCCUGGCAGCCAGACUUUGAGCCUUACGUUGUAGUGAGGCGAGACUGCCCAAAGUACGACCAGCGGUUCGUGGGCUUCGGCUGGAACAAGGUGUCCCACAUCAUGGAGCUGGAUGCGCAGGAGUACGAGCUGCUGGUACUGCCCAAUGCCUUCAUGAUCCACAUGCCCCACGCUCCCAGCUUCGACAUCUCCAAGUUUCGCCUGAAUGCUGGGUACCGGGGCUGCCUACAAACGCUGCGGGAGGAAUUCCACCAGGACCUGUCGCGGAGAUACGGGGCUGCUGCACUCAAAUACCUCACCGCCGAGAGGAACCUAUGACACCUGAGGACAGUGGGUGCAGGGUGCUGGUAGCAGGCGGAGAAGGGAGGGUGCAGGGCCUCCUGCCCCAGCUCGCCUCGUAGCCUUGCCCAAGGGAUCUGAUUUGCAAUGGGAUGUCUGUAGAUAAGAGGGAGGAUGCCAGCUGUGAGAUCAGGCAGCGCCUGUGGGUUGAGUUGGUGCAGUGUGGCCCAGGAUUUGUUCAGAUCAUUCCUGUGUUAACAGGGGAGCUUCCACUGUGCCGGGGGACUGGUCUUCCCAUCCCUAGUUCUAGCAGAUAUCAAUUCACAGCUUUUGUUAGCUCACCUCAGCCCGGGGCCGGGCCUCGAGAGGCCCUGGAGCUGCACUUUUCCCCUCUCUGCUCCUCUCUGCAGUCCCAGUUUGCAAUCCUCUGCACAUCCCUGGAGCCUUGGCAAGUGGGAAAUGGCUAUGGGGACCAUCCUCUUGCGUCAUUUGUGGAGCAAGGCCUCAGAAGAGGUGUCCUGAUGAUCUAGGAGCUGAGGCCAGAGAUCACUAGGAGCUGCGGAGUCACUGGACCAAGGCUGGCUCCUCAUCCCCGUGGAUGCAGAGUCUCUCCUGGGAUGGCCCAGCUAUAAGUGAAAGCAGUCUGGUGCUUGGUACAAUCCUUCUGCCAUUGUGGUGGAUGGCAUAGCUUCACAGGGGGUCUGUGCUCCUGUGAAAGAAUUCAUGGCAGGGACUCCCAGUGCCUCCCCUACUCCUGGCAGUGCCAGGGCUGCCACCAACAAUCAGGGAUGGGACUGACCCCAGGGAGGCCAUAGCUGAGCACCGUGGUCUGCAGUGGGAGCAGCGUGGCUGGCUCUGCUCUGCAGCUGUCACACACUGGAGCACAGAGGAUGUGUUGCUUUCCUCAUGCUAUUUAAAUUAUUUAUACUUUUCUCAUAAAAAUUCAGUGGUUAGGGUGUCAUGGGUUUUUUGUUCUGUUUUUGUUUUGUUUUGUUUUUAAGCCUUUCUUGCACCUGGAUGAUUUUGCUGCUGGCACUGGAGCAGCUCCAGGCCCGGGGCUGCUGCAACCUAUGCUGUUCUCUUAGCAUUAUUCUGGUCUGCAAGAGCUAGAGCUGUGCAGGUGUGAAGAUUUCCGUCCGUGGUGGGAAUGGCCAGGAGGAGCCAUACAAAUCGCAUUGUCUGGGAAGGGCACAAGCGCCUCUUGCUUAUUCUCUCUUUUUAAUUUAAUUUUUAAAUUAAAGCUUUUUUAUUCUUUUUC
Messenger RNA from Tympanuchus pallidicinctus (lesser prairie-chicken), 6220 nucleotides. It is a transcript of the gene LARGE2, whose product is annotated as LARGE xylosyl- and glucuronyltransferase 2. The record is from RefSeq and is a predicted model, not a curated record. Bases 2782 to 5001 code for a protein of 739 amino acids. Lineage: Eukaryota; Metazoa; Chordata; Aves; Galliformes; Phasianidae. Gene Ontology annotation, molecular function: xylosyltransferase activity; glucuronosyltransferase activity. The transcript has 16 exons. Gene Ontology annotation, biological process: protein O-linked glycosylation via mannose.